AGUUAAAUCAUUUACUCCUGUGAGGCGUUAUGGUCAUUCCUCUGUUCUCAUUGAAAAUAAACUUUAUUUCUUUAAUGGAUUUACUGGACAUCAAUGCUCAAAUAAAACAUUCUAUCUUGAUUUAUCUCGGUCAUUUAAUUUAGCUACUCCACCUUGGAUUGAAAUUACGCCAGAAAUAACAUUUAGAAGCUGCUAUGAAACUGUUUCACUAAAUGAUAAUGAGAUAAUUAUUUAUUUAUAUGGUGGAUAUACACUUAAUCUUUUAAAUCAAGAUUUAUAUUUAUCAAACGCACCAUUCACCAAUAAAAAUGAUAUGGUUAUCCUAAAUACUAAUGAAAAAUCAUGGAAAAUCAAUGCAAUUAAUUUACCUAAACCAAGAGACUGGUAUACCACAAUGUUAUUAUCAAAUGGAGUUAUAGUAUAUAUUGGUGGGAUUGAAUAUGUAAUAGCAAAAACUUCAAGCGUAAUUGAAAAUCGUAUAGGACAUAAAGCAGUAUUGGACGCAAAUGUAAAAACAAAAUUUAAACCAUUGCCACCAAAGACUUCCAUAAUUGUUGUUAAUUCCAAAAAUGAAUUAGGUGGAAUGAAAAUAGGAAAGCACUAUCCCCUAAACAUUAAUGAGGAUCAUACUUUACCCGGACACAUUAAUGGGGAACAUAUUUUACCUGAACAUAUUAAUGAAGAACAUUCUUUACCCGAACACAUUAAUGAAGAAUAUACUUUGCCCAAACACAUUAAUGAGGAACAUACUUUACCCAGAAAUAUUGUCGAACAUGAUAGAACCAGUUAUACUCCUACCUAUUAA
This is a messenger RNA of Funneliformis geosporum, 805 nucleotides long. Lineage: Eukaryota; Fungi; Glomeromycota; Glomeromycetes; Glomerales; Glomeraceae. The record is from the annotation of a GenBank genome assembly.